AAUCUUCAUUGACGUCGGAAUCAAUCACAACCGUCCGAUCCUGUUCAUCAACGCCCACCACGCCGCGUGGGCUCCCCGGAGUUCUCACGAACAAUGCCACGUCAUCAAAGCACCAACGAAGUCCGACGGGGCCCAGCUCAUCAUCAUAUCAUCCACGCCGUGUUCUCAUUGAGCCCACCAAUCCGACGGUUCUCAUAAGUAUAAUCAUGCUCUCAUCUCUCCAACAAAGAUCUCCAGUUCUCCGAUGGCGGCGGCGCUGGCGCUACGUCGGAGAGGGAGCUGGAUCUCUCGAGCGCCGCCACCGACUCCGAUCGUCACCGGAAAGGGUCAACGAUCUGCGGCCUUUGACGAUGUCGUCCUCUCCAAAUACCUCGAGACCAAUCUCAAGGUCCCUGAACUCAACCUCCCGGACUGCUACUUCCCUGAGAGGUCCCCGCCACCGAUCCCAGCCGAGAUUCAGUUCGAUUCUCUCGUCUCCGACGACAAUACUGCGGUGCAAAGGAUGAUCGAGGCUGCUAUGGCGGUUGGCGCGUUCAGGAUCGAGGGCGGGGUUACGAAGGAGGAGGUGAGGGCGGCGAUCGAGGCGUGGAGCGCGGUGCUAGGGUUUUGGGAGGAGAAGAGGGAGGCAUUGAAGGAAUUCAUCAGUGAUCGUGGAGAUGGGUUCCAAUCGUUUUAUUGGGCUCGGCCCAUGAGCUCGGUCAUGGAGAAGGCCUGGCCUGAUUCUGAUCAGCCAUUCAGAGAAAUGGUGGAAAAGUUUGCUUCUAAAUUGGAGUUAGUAGCUGAAUGCAUUGCCAAAAUUCUCGCUGAUAACAUUAAAAAGCAGAGACACACUGAAAGCAUUAGCAAGAAGGGUUCAGUCCUCUGUUUGAGAAAGCAUGACCUUAAUCACUCUGAAGGAGAUCAGAGAGACAUUGAGGAACACUAUCACUCUCAUGCACUAAGUCUUCAUCUCUCAAACGAUGAUCAUAAACUCUAUUUCCACUCGCCAAAGGGUUCUUCUUCAUUUGUUUUACCUGCUGGUUCCAUUCUUGUUACCAUCAGAGAAGAACUUGAGGAAUGGUGCAAUGGGGAGUUGAAGAGUGCUAAUGUUGAACCACUUCAUGAUGACAUUAGCUCUUUCUCUCUUGAGUUCAUGUGCUCUCCUCUUGUUCUAGACAAAGAGUAUGGUCCAGUAACAGAGAAGAACAUCUCAGUAAUGGAUCAGUUGUUGAUACUGCUGGUUCUUGCUUUCCUCUAUAAGCUCUGGGCAUUACUCUUUACUUGAGAUUACCAGAUAAGGAAUGUUGUGAUUGUGUGUGUAUUGUUUUGUGUUUUGAGAAGCAUGAUCUUCUAUCCAUUUUUUUUUCCUCUGGGAUCAUUUAUAUGUUCCAGAGAUAUAACACUGCAGGGCAGUGAAGAUUGGAUUGGCAAGCCUCAGUUGGAGGUAACCUUUGAGGUUCUCCUACCCUUUUCAAUUGGGAAAGAAAAGGGACCAAUAGUGAGGUUUUUGAGUGCAAUUGAUUUUUGCAUUCAUGGAGUGUUCUGUGAGUUGCUUGAUUGAUGAUGGUGUGUUUUGGGGAGUUGGUGUUGAUUUGAAGAAUGACUUAUACUUGUAAAUCCUGUUGAUUAUACCUGUAAAUAAAAAUGUGAAAUAAGAAUGAGUGGUGAUUUUUGAAAGUAA
Dioscorea cayenensis subsp. rotundata (Guinea yam) is the source of this 1660-nucleotide messenger RNA. RefSeq lists its product as uncharacterized. The record is from RefSeq and is a predicted model, not a curated record. Bases 245 to 1264 code for a protein of 339 amino acids. Lineage: Eukaryota; Viridiplantae; Streptophyta; Magnoliopsida; Dioscoreales; Dioscoreaceae. The transcript is spliced from 3 exons.